Tachysurus vachellii is the source of this 2916-nucleotide messenger RNA. RefSeq lists its product as uncharacterized. The record is from RefSeq and is a predicted model, not a curated record. The transcript is spliced from 17 exons. NCBI's taxonomy places the organism in Eukaryota, Metazoa, Chordata, Actinopteri, Siluriformes, Bagridae. Gene Ontology annotation, biological process: mitochondrial fusion. Bases 380 to 1756 code for a protein of 458 amino acids.
AAUAUUUCUAAGGUGGAAGAAGGCUGUUGCUGUCUAAUAUAACAACCAGGUCUUUCACUUUUGAGCUAGUAGUUACAGUAGAUCUCUCUAAAUGGAAGUUGAAUUUUGAGAGCUUCUGUGUACUGGCUUUUGGACCGAUAAGUAGUAUUUCUGUCGCCCCUUCCAAUAUGGCGGACGCGUUGACGUGUCUGCAUACAUUUCAACAGCGGCUACUGCGCCCUCUACUGCUUCCUAAUACGGCAAGCUACGACAACGAAGGCUGUGACAGCGACGGAAGCAGCGAUAGUGUGGAUUGUCUGGAGACAAGAGACAAAGGGAGGAGAAACAGCGAAGCAAAGCGACGAAGAAACAGCGAAGCAAAGCGACGAAGAACCGAGAGAUGCUGCACAUGAAGACGUUUCUUUCCGGCCGGAGUAGCGGCACAGUCCGGGGCCUGACCUGCGCCGCCGGGCUGAUCGCGCUCGCCACCGCGGGAUACUACGCGUAUCGCAGGCUGAAGAGGACCAGCGACCUUCGAGCUGCUGAACGGGAGGCUGCUCAAGGAUCUGUUGUAGGUGUUGAUGUCGAGGUAGUUCUCGUAUGCACCGAAGAAGACCCUCAGACAUCAGCUGUUGUCCUGGUCACUGAGACAAAUCCCCAGCUCCUGAACACCAGCCUUGACCCUGAGAAGUCAGCUGUCAUUCUGCUCUCACAUCACCAUGGCACACGUCAGCUGCACUCUGCCUGGCAGAACAUCCAGUUCUUUUCCUCACAGUCCUGCAGCUUCGUCUCUGAGUCCCUGGAGGUACGCAGGUACAUCGCAUGCUUGGUGAGAGGUCCAGAAGUCCUGCUGUGGUGGAUCACCACCACCAAAAUGUCCAGCAAUCAUUGGGGAGCCUUUAGCUCCACCACUCAGGAGACCUUGAUCACCUGCAUACAGCGAGUCUGCGGGAGUGUGAGAGCGCUGGUGGCCUGCCAUCACGAGGAGACGACCGUCCACGUGCCGUACGAGGAUGGCGAGCAAACCAUUUACCAGGUGAGUCGCUCGUACCUUCGCAUGGACGUGGACGGUCAGGUGGACAUGUCCCAUGAGGAGGAAGGAAGUUUCUUCACUCCUCAUGCUGACUCUGAGGUUCAGUCAGAAUUUGAGGAAAGUGACGUGGAACUUCCACCUGAGGAGCAGGAGGUGCCUUUCAUCAGCUUGUACCUCACAGGCCGUGGCAUCACAGACCUCGUCCUGAAGCUGCCUGCCGUCCGCGAGGCGUUCUCUAGGAUGAUGUCGAGCAUCCAUAGCAAGAACUUCUUGUACGUGGCUGGCAAGCAGAUCUUGAUGCGUCUGGCAGCAGCCAACAAACAGGAUCCGCGUGGCGUACAGAGGGCAUACGACGAGGUGAUCCGAUUCCUGAGAGAGCCAUCCUAUCAGGAAAUGAUCGAGGCGGAGGUGCUCGAUGCCCAGCUGUACCACUUUAACCUGCUGGAUGUGUUCUUCGAACUCAUCUUCUUCAGCUGCUUAAUCAACAGCUUGCCGCCUGAAGCUUUGGAUGGGGGAUUCUUGCAGCUUGUGUUCUAUAUGAACAGCCAGUGGGACGUGGACAUCAGGGAGCCUGAAGCAGAGCAGCUCUUUUUGCUGCUUUCCUUAAAGCUGACAAUGCUGCUUGAGGAACUGUUCUCGCAGCCCCUGGACCUGUACAGUGACCCAGCAGCUUUAGCCACCGUUGUGCUACGACUGGUGAAGGAGCGUGUGCAGGAGAUGCUGAAGGCCAUGGCGGAAGUCUGAGCAACACCACACGCCUCUGGCGUACACACACACACACACACACACCUCUGUCCCUGUUUUCCUUCUCUUUCGCUUCAUUUCACUCUCUUUACAGGUAAGUACUUAUUAUGCUGUCUUACUGUGUACACAUUUAAACAUGUCUUUCUUUUCUUCUCUCCCUGAGCAGCUACACAAUACACAACAUCGACGGCCUGGCCUCUAACAACAACAUCUUGGUUUGCUCACCGACUGCACAAACACCUGCAGCUCCAACGCCAUUAAUGAGGUGCAUGUGGAGGGGAACCAGGCGAUCACGAACUACAAGACAGCUUCACCUGUCUGUGAUGGUGACGUCUCCCUCCCAGAUGCGCUGAACAUUUUCUGCGCUCGGUUUGAGGUGCAGAACAACAUUGUGUAAAGGAAGACCAUCCCUCCAACAACGAUACGGUACUCUGUCUAUCCACGGCUGACGAGCAGAGUUAAUCCAUGGAAGGCUUCUGGACCAGACCACAUUCCUGGCAGGGUGCUCAAGGAAUGUGCAGAACAGAGCAUCGUGAGCAGCUGCAUCCCUGUCUGGUUUGGGAACUGCACCAUCUCGGAUCGCAAGACACUGCAGCGGAUAGUGAGGACAGCUGGGAAAAUCGUUGGGAGUUUUUCUUUCCUCUCUCACGGACAUUUACACCACACGUUGCAUCUGCAAUGCUAACAGCAUUGUGGAUGACCUCACACACUCUUCUCCCUCCUGCCGUCUGGGCAUGCGGACCCUCACGACCAGACUGAGUAACAGUUUCUUACCACAAGCCAUCAGACUCUUCAGUGACUGAACUGUACUGAGCACAGUACACACACACACACACACACUCACUCGACUGUAUGGACUGAUCUGAACCAAAUACAGUCUUCCAAUAUACAUCCAUGUCUACCGCACCAUCCAUUUCAAACUGUUUACCUGUUUUGUACAUUGUCAUUACAAUACAUCAUACAACUGCUGAUAUUAUAUUAAGUGUUCAUUCCAGUAUUUUUGCACAUGUACAGUAGAGUAUACAGUAUGUAAUCUGGUUGGCACUGCUUUUGUCUUGCACAGAUUGCACUUUUAUGUGGCUAAGACAUACUUAAGUCCUUAGCUCUGUUGUUCUAUGUAUCUCUGUCUUGUAGCACCACGGUCCUGGAGAAACAUUUUC